Molecule: messenger RNA, 3385 nt
Organism: Vollenhovia emeryi
Lineage: Eukaryota; Metazoa; Arthropoda; Insecta; Hymenoptera; Formicidae
Gene: Gpat4
Product: glycerol-3-phosphate acyltransferase 3-like
Exons: 9
Coding region: 60-1556 (498 amino acids)
Biological process (GO): triglyceride biosynthetic process
Cellular component (GO): endoplasmic reticulum
Molecular function (GO): glycerol-3-phosphate O-acyltransferase activity
Source: RefSeq, a predicted model, not a curated record
ACUGUCCGGUAAUCGGAGCACUUCGCGGUGCUCGGAGCUCGCGGCGGUCAGUGAGCAAAAUGGCGUCGUUGUGGACGGUGAUGUCGUUCGCGUUCUCGUUGCUGCUAACACCUUUCCUCAUGUUCCUCCUGGCGAUCGUGUUCCUCGCGUCCAUCGGCAAGUCCCUCGGCGUUCGUAGGCUGUACAUUAAGCUGCUGCUGGCCCUCUUCGAGUACGGCCGACAAAACAUAGAAAGCGUAAGGAAGAAGAACGGUACUCGGGAUCCAGAUGAAGCUCUUAACGCAGGAGAGGAAUGUGAAUCACCAACGAUCACGGAAAAAGAUUCAGCAGUAACAUCGCCUAAGCUGCAAAAUGGAAAUGUGAGCAAUUCGGUGAUAGCCAGGUCGAAGGACUUUAUCUUGGUCCCAGAGCCAGAAAUGCAUAAUCACAAGAACCUUGUCGACGGAUCGAGCCUCGAAGAUAAUCACGAGUCGUCAAUGAUUGACGACAAAGAGGAUAGCCUUAAUGAGAAGAAUUCGUUUGAAACGCUAAGAGCCGGAUUUGCGCACGGCUGUUUGGAUUACAUCAGAGCUGGCGUUGAGGCUAUUAUAGAAGACGACGUGACUUCACGCUUUGAAGCUGAAGAACUUAAGAAUUGGAAUCUAUUGACUCGAACGAAUAGAUACUACGAGUUUAUCUCCUGGAAGUUAACUUUCAUAUGGAUGUUCGGAUUCGUCUUGCGUUACUGUUUCCUGCUACCCCUAAGGAUAUUUAUCUGCUUCAUAGGGGUGAUGUGGCUGACUGUGUGUACUGCAGUAGUGGGCUACGUCCCCGAGGGUAGCUUCAAGCGGUGGCUCAACUACAAAGUCUCCAUAAUGUGCUUUGCUGUCUUAUCCAGUGCUCUGUCUUCAGUCAUCACCUACAACAAUCCAGAGAAUCGACCUGUCAGAGGCAUAUGUGUAGCUAAUCACACAUCUCCUAUUGACGUGCUCGUACUCAUGUGUGAUAAUUGUUAUUCAUUGAUAGGUCAGAGGCAUGGUGGUUUCUUAGGAAUAUUACAGAGAGCUCUUGCUCGUGCCUCUCCACAUAUAUGGUUUGAACGCUCUGAGAUCAAAGACAGAGUAGCAGUUGCGCAAAGAUUAAAGAAACACGUAUCGGAUCCCACAAAUCCACCGAUACUCAUAUUUCCAGAGGGUACGUGUAUCAACAAUACGUCAGUUAUGCAAUUCAAGAAAGGCAGCUUUGAAGUGGGCGGCGUUAUCUAUCCUGUGGCUAUAAAAUAUGAUCCAAGAUUUGGAGACGCAUUUUGGAACAGCAGUCGAUAUUCGAUGUUACACUAUUUAUAUAUGAUGAUGUCCAGCUGGGCUAUAGUCUGCGAUGUGUGGUAUCUUCCUCCAAUGUACAGGAAGGAAGGAGAAAGUUCCAUCGAUUUUGCGAAUCGAGUGAAAUCUGUGAUAGCGCGGCAAGGUGGUCUCGUUGAUCUGCAAUGGGACGGUCAACUAAAGAGGAUGAAGCCGAAGAAGGAAUGGAGGGAAAAGCAGCAAGAAGAAUUCAGUAAACGACUGAAAGUCGAAUAAAUAGUAUCAUUUCUAGUCAUAACUUCACAAUACGCAUCUUGCGCGAUGAUUUGUUUGUUUAAACAAAAUCAUUUUAUCGGCUCCUCCGUCACAUAUUAUUUCCGCAUAUGUAUAUCAUAAAGAGGAAAUCUAUGUGUCCCAUUAGUCUGCAUUAAUAAAUUUUAGAUGUAGGUAUUUUCCGCAAAUAUUGACAGUUUGCACUUUUUUGACAAAUUUCUAAAUACGAGUAAUUGGCACUCUGACAUUACACGAGGAGUAUAAUAUCGUACAUUUGUAAUUAUACAAAUUUAACUUUUCAAUAUAAUUUUUAAACUGAUGUGCCGUAUGGCUCAUGCCUGAAGAAUUAUCAUUUAAAGUGCAAAUGUAAUAUUUGCUAGUUUUUAGUAGUGAAGUUCGAUAAUUGCAAAGGCAUUACGAAUUUAUUAUUUAUAUGUGGAAUGUGUAGUUAUGUUAUAAAACGUGUGAAAUACUUUUUUGCAUGUGAGUGUAUGUAGCAUCGAGAAACCUUGAUUAUUGAUACAUACUAUGAAAAUUAUUAGACAAUUGAACAGUCGAACAAAUUAGACGAGGUACAUAAAUUUUCUCUUAUCUCUAAGAAUAGUAAGAGAAAAUUGUCCUAGUUUUAACUGUAAUUAAAAGAGAAAACAAAUAUUUAUUCAUUUUCUGAAGAAGACUUAGCGGAAUGACAACGUGGCACUCCGGAUUAUCUAUCCUUUAGGAAUACUGUGUACAUGAUUGCUGCAUUAUGUUAUUUUUCUAUUAAAACUGGAUAGCAUCUCGAUAUAUAUAUUUUCUACUUUUAUAUUUUACAUAUAUAGAAUGUGAACAUUUUUAGCGCUCUAUAUUGCAAUGCAUGUCAAUGUAAUAUACGGUUAUGAAUUUAACAUAUAAAUAAUACACGCGUGUGCAUAUUAAUGUAAUCUGAUAUUAACCUAAUUCAAAAGGGUGCGUUAAGAACGAAAGGGAAAUAUGUACAAGUAUGAAAAGAUGUAUUUUCUCACACUUCCAACCAAAGGUAAAUAGCAAGUUUAACAUAAGUGCUAUUUUACUAUUGAUGGCAUUAUUGUAAUAACUAUUAGUAAGUAAUAAUAGAUGUUGUAUUCAUUUAAAUGAAGAUGACACCUAUUAUAAGUUCAUACUACUUGUUAUAUAUUUUAUAAUUAUAAUUUGGCCUAAUUCUUAUUAUAAAUAAAAAAUUACAUUAAAUUUAUAGUUGAUAAAUUUUUUAUGAAAGAAAAGUUUAACAUUUAGCGAUGAAGGAAUUAUUAUUACUUACUUUCAACUCGUAUUUUCGGAGAAUUCUGGAAAAUGAAAUAGAAAUGAUUAAUGUUAACUAAAUGCAAUAAACAAUGUUAAUUAGAUGAUACAAUUAUUGCGUGGGGAAGAUAAAUUGUAAGUCGAUUUAUUUUCCGAAAUCAUCUUUAUCGUAACGUCAUAAUGUGCUCAUUAUAAAAUAUGCAUGAAUCCAUUUCAUAAAAUUAAAUUUCUAAAUGUCAUCACAUACAAUUUGUAAUGUCACUGUAAAAUUUCUUUUUUAAGAAACGGUAUAAAAUAUAUUUUUAUAGCAAAUAAUUAGUCAAUAAUAUAUGAUAUGUAACUAUAUUGCUUAUAUUAAAACGUAAGAAGUCCUGGGGUUAUGUAAAAUUAUUUCGUCUUUUAUAAAUACAAUUAAGUUGUUACAUAGCAUGUAUAUAUGUAUUUGUUAUCGUUCAGCUCAUAUGGGAAAAAUGUAUUAUAUAGUGUGUAUGGAUGUAAUAUUUUGAAUGGCACUUGUUUAUAAUUAAUGUCUGUCGAUGUAAAUGUAGUUAAAUAAAUUAAAGUAUAUUAAA